Messenger RNA from Juglans microcarpa x Juglans regia, 984 nucleotides. RefSeq lists its product as uncharacterized. The transcript has 3 exons. The coding region runs from base 1 to 984 and encodes 327 amino acids. The record is from RefSeq and is a predicted model, not a curated record. Lineage: Eukaryota; Viridiplantae; Streptophyta; Magnoliopsida; Fagales; Juglandaceae.
AUGUAUAUUAAAAGGAAACACCAUGUGAAGAAGACAACGUUCCUGACAGAGCAAGUUAGUGCUCUAAUUGCGCAACGGAUUCCUCCCAAGUACAAUGAUUCUAGUUGUCCAACCAUUGUAUGCAGCAUUGAAAAUCAUGAGUUUGGGCAAGCUUUGCUAGAUUUAGGAGUUAGCGUGAAUGUAAUGUCAUCUUCUAUUUAUUUGCAGUUGGGGUUGGGAAAAAUCAAACCAACCACUGUGGACUUGCAAUUGGUUGACCAUUCAGUCAAAGUACCUCGAGGUGUGGUAGAAGAUGUUCUAAUUCAAAUUGACAAAUUUUAUUAUCCUGUUGAUUUCCUAAUCCCUGACACUAGCUCUGUUGUUGAUACUACUAAAAUUCCUUUGAUUUUAGAUAGGCCUUUCCUUGCCGCUGCUAAUACUCUUAUUAAUUGCAAGAAUGAGCUCAUGAAGAGGUCUUUUGGAAACAAGACUCUCGAGGUGAACAUCUUUCAUAUUGCAAAACAACCAGAAGAUGAUGACGAGAGUCAUCAGACAUACAUGAUUAACUCACUCAUGGAUAGGGGAGUUUUUAUAGCUCAUGAUUUUGAUCCCCAUGAGUAUUUUCUUGUUAAUUCUGAGUUUGAUUCUAUCAAUGAUCCAUAUGAUCAAGGAACUAGCCCUCAUAGAGACCCUCAGCGUAAGCUUAAUCCCAUUAUGAAAGAAAUGGUGAAGAAUGAAGUGUUGAAACUAUUAGAUGCAGGAAUCGUAUAUUCUAUUGCUGAUAGUAAAUGGGAAUUUGACAUCACCAUCAAAGACAAGAAAGGAGUGGAGAAUGUAGUGGCUGACCAUCUCUCGAGGCUUAUAUUUGAGGACACCUCUGGCAACCUGCAAAUCAGGGAUGAUUUUCCCAAUGAGCAUUUACUUUCUAUUACUUCUCUACCAUGGUUUGCUUAUAUUGUGAAUUAUUUGGCUGCGGGUGAGAUACCAGUCGAUUGGAGCGCUUAA